AUGGCGGCGGGGGCAGCAGAAGGGGGGCGGCCUCCCCCAGGGGUUGGCGGGGGGCGGCCUCCGCCCGACUGGCCCGCCGGGGCUUCCCGCAGCAGCAGCAGCAGCUGGAAGAGAAGGGGGCUUCUGGACACGCCGCUCUGCCGCUACCUGUGCACAGCCAGAGCCGGCUGCCGCCUACUCCAGCUCGUGGCCUGCGUGCUGCUGAUCGCCUGCAGCUCCGUCUCCUACGGCUCGCCGGGCGGCUACACGGGCCUCUUCAGCCUGGGCAGCGUCUACUAUCAGCACUACGGAGGCGCCUACAGCGGCUUCGCGGGGGCCGACGGGGAGAAGGCCCAGCGCCUCGACGCCCAGUUCCACCAGCUGCUGCGCCCGCCGGCCCAGGGCGCCAUGGCCGUGGGCGGAGGGCUGCUGGCCUGGUCCGCCCUGGCGCUGGCCGCCAGCCUCUUGCGCCUGCCUGGCCGCUGCCCGCCCUGCCUGCUGGCCGAGGCUUUGCUCGACGCCGCCGCCGCCCUGGGCCUGGCUCCGGGCCUCUACUUUUACUACGCGCACCUGAGCCGUGCCUACGCCUCGCCCGUGUGCCAGGAGCGGGAGCAGCUCUACCGCAGCAAGGGCUACGCCGGCUUCUCCUGCGCCUUGCACGGCGCCGAGCUCGCCGCGGGCCUCUUCGCCGGCCUCGCCCUCGCCCUCUACCUGGCCAGCGCCGCCUUGGCCCUCCGCGCCUUCUGUGCCCUGCGAUCCAAGCGCCCGGCCCAGGCCCCCGACAGCGCCGCAGCAGCCAGACGCCUCGGCCCCGGCUGGGACUCAGAGGAGGGCUCCCAGCUGCCUCCCGCCCUGGCCCAGCAGGGCAAGGGGGCUGCGAGCAGGCCUCAGCUCAGGCCCCCUUUGCUUGUCUAGCCUCUGGGGCAUCUCUGUAUAGAACAGGGGUGGCCAAACUGUGGCUCUUUCACACACAUUGUGUGGCUCUCUCUCUCUCUUUUUAAAUAAAUAAAAAUCGUUUUAUUUA
Heteronotia binoei (common prickly gecko) is the source of this 1003-nucleotide messenger RNA. Its product is annotated as MARVEL domain-containing protein 3-like. Lineage: Eukaryota; Metazoa; Chordata; Lepidosauria; Squamata; Gekkonidae. Bases 1 to 894 code for a protein of 297 amino acids. Gene Ontology annotation, cellular component: membrane. The transcript has 2 exons. The record is from RefSeq and is a predicted model, not a curated record.